AUGGUGGCGCCCAACCCAACGGGCGUCUACUGGGCAUCUGCCGCGAAUCCUGGUCAUGGGGUCUGCAGCUUUGCAAUCGCCGCAUCCAGCGGUAGCAUUCUACUUCGUGAAAACGAAGACGAAUGGGCUUUAGAACGAAGCCAGUGCAUUCAAGGCCAGCAUGAAGCAGUGGCCGUCGAUUGGUUAGGUACAAAUGUCGUCUUGAAAGGCUGUAGAGAAGGGGCAAUCAGGUUGUGGGAUACCAGGAGUGGCGCGGAGAGCGCAGAGCCGAGAAUUCAACACACCAGCGCGAUUAACCACACAAGGAGUAUCGAUGAGAACUUCAUCGUAGUAGCAGGCCUGCAAAACGAGCUUUGCACCUAUGAUAUCCGGUAUGCCAAGCGAGCCAGCCCCGCUCAUGCCACACAACCGUACGAUAGAUUCCCGGCAUACCGCAACAACGCAUUGAAUCACCUCUCGAUCGGGCUAGACCUUCAUCGCAAUCUGGUCGCUGCCGCAACUGAUGAUGGAAGAGUGCAGAUCUUCGAUGUCAAGAAAGGAGUGGAGCUAGAAUGUCGCAUCAAGAAUCUCGGUGCGAAUGCCGCAUGCGUGAGAUUCGUGGAUGAACAGAGGUCAGGGAAUGGAUUGAAGCUAAUGGUGGCUGCGGGACCAAGGAUUGACGGGUGGGCUUUCGAAGGCCCUGGAGAUAGGGACAUCCACGAUAGAGAUACGGCUCAUUAUUGCACCUGA
Letharia lupina is the source of this 729-nucleotide messenger RNA. RefSeq lists its product as uncharacterized. The record is from RefSeq and is a predicted model, not a curated record. Gene Ontology annotation, molecular function: protein binding. The coding region runs from base 1 to 729 and encodes 242 amino acids. Gene Ontology annotation, cellular component: Cul4-RING E3 ubiquitin ligase complex. Lineage: Eukaryota; Fungi; Ascomycota; Lecanoromycetes; Lecanorales; Parmeliaceae. The transcript has 2 exons.